Exaiptasia diaphana is the source of this 819-nucleotide messenger RNA. Its product is annotated as pyroglutamylated RF-amide peptide receptor-like. The transcript has a single exon. Gene Ontology annotation, cellular component: membrane. Gene Ontology annotation, biological process: G protein-coupled receptor signaling pathway. The record is from RefSeq and is a predicted model, not a curated record. Lineage: Eukaryota; Metazoa; Cnidaria; Anthozoa; Actiniaria; Aiptasiidae. The coding region runs from base 1 to 819 and encodes 272 amino acids. Gene Ontology annotation, molecular function: G protein-coupled receptor activity.
AUGGCAAUAUCAGACAUGCUCCAAACCAUUUUUGGAAUUCCAAGAGUCAUAAUUGAAGUGAUGUUUGUGCGAGAGCRGUGGUUGYUGGGAGGUUUUCUUGGUAAUGUCACCUGUAAACUGGUGUAUUUCAUCCAAGAUACUUCUCUAAGUGUGUCCAUGGCUAGCUUGAUAUGUAUAACUAUUGAACGGUUCUAUGCUGUGGUUUGUCCAUUCAAGUAUUCCUACAUUAAAAAGCACACUAAGGUAGCUAUCUGUGGGAUAUGGUUGACCGGGGCCUCACUUCAUGCCAUCUACUGGAAGAUGUUUGCUCUUGAAACUGAAACCAAGAAAUGCAUUCAGUCAGAAUGGAGCUCUUAUCAUGCUGCCAUGACAUAUUAUWUGGUGGUGUUCGUCGGAUUAUUCUUUCUUGCUUUGAUAACUACCAUAGUUCUAUAUACCAUAAUAAUUGUCACAAUCAAACGCAAACCCGUCUCUGGUGAACGUCUUCGRAGAUCCAAGGAAGCCCAGGAGCGGAAGCUACUUCGCGUUGCUAUGGCAAUAACUGUGGUAUUCUUUGUAUGUUUCUUCCCUCAGACCGUCCUCAUCAUGACAGCUCCUCUUUACGCAAUACCUCAUUGUCAUGCCGAAGCAUUACGAAUUGCAACCAAGGUGAUGGAACAGAUAUAUUCAGCGRUCAACCCCAUAUUGUGCAUGGCAUUUAGUGCCAACUAUCGUUCAGGCUUCAUGUCUUCCUUGCUGGCGGUGGCAGGGUGUAUAACGUCACCAUGUAGGAGGGAAACUAUAGACCUKGAAGUCCAGAGACAAAAGGAAUCCGAUUGA